UUUGUGUUAUCGCGAUUCUCGUACUCCGUGUUUUUCGUAUUUUAAAUUUAAUAAAUAUUAUUUUGAUUGUCUCAGGUGGAAAAAAUAGCUUUAUGUCACAGAUAUAUCUAGAAAAUAAAUAGUGUUGUUUAUAAAAUGUUGUAGAGUACUCAAUAGUCUCAAGAGAUAUCAUGGCUAAGGCUGGAAAAACAGCUCAGGAAUUCAUUCAGAGCUCGUUUUCGCCCAUUGUAGCUGUAUUAUGCAGUCCAAAAGUGGAAAACGUAGUGUCCAAAAAUAAUCUCACGUUUCCAGAACUAAUACAACCGUUUUCUACUUUGGACUGGGAAGGACAAUUUCGGGAACCAGGAGGAAGUUCAUGUAGUGUUAAAUCUUGGAAACUUAUCAUAAGAGAUGUGAACUGGAAACCUUUACAACCAACUGAUGCAAGAAGACAGCUGAACAACGCUGUUUUACACAAUUUUAACGAUAAAACCGUUUCCCUUGAUAUAGAUGGGCGAAAAUUUGAUGUUUCCCAAGCAACUCCAUGGUUUGACGCUUGGAGAGAAACUUAUCUUGAAGUGCAAUUUCCUUCUGAUCAUGAAUUUACCAAACAUUUUUUGUCAUGUAUCAUUGUUGGUUCAACACAGGAUGAGAACAUAAUUGAUUGCUUUAAUUCAUUAAACCAGCAAUAUGCUCAACUUCAGAAUAUUACACCUCCUAAAUUACCUAAAUGGUUUAACAAUGGAGUUUUGAAGUCAUAUCUACUUCUACAUGAUGUUUCAAGUAUGGCUAAGGAUAAGGCUGAUGCUGUAUUUGAAACUGUAAAACAAACAUUUGGUGCUAACAAUUGUUUUAUGCUGUCUAUAAAUUCUAAGAGCAACAUAGACCCAACUUUAACAAAUGAUUAUUGGGCACAGUAUAUUACUAGAACAACUGAAACCAAUAAUGAAAUGGCAUCAGCAACAUCUAAUCUUCCUACUACACCACUGGAAGCCCAGACACCUCUAAACCAGUCUGUUCCAGCUAUACAAUCUGAUGACAGUAACAUCCUGACAUCUUCCAAUCAAGAUACUUCACAUCCACUUACAGAAAGUGAUGUGUAUGAUAAUGCUAACAGUUUACAGACACAUUCCUUCUCAGGUAGUUCAGAAAGCAUGAGUGUGACAGGAAAAGCUAUUGAUUACUCAUCUGAAGUACAUGGUGCUGCUUUAAAUGCCAAUGACAUUGAAGCCAUUAAGAAAUUCCUGGUUGAAUAUGCUUCAAAAGCAUUGUUGCCCUAUUUAGAAAAACAGAUUUCUCUACUUUCUGAAGUUGUAGCAAACAGAAAAGGGGUAAGCCGGUCAUUACUUUCUGCAACUAAAAGGUGGUUUGGUACUGGAAAAACUGGAAAUACUACUGCAAAUAACACAGUCAUAUAUACAAAUGACUGUCCCGAGUUGCAAUUAAGGCGACUAGGUGACCUUUGGUUUAUGUGUGGACAGUGGCAGCGAGCAUUCGACGCCUACCACACUGCAAAAAGAGAGUUUUACGCGGACAGUGCAUGGCUUUGUUAUGCCGGAGCCCUUGAGAUGGCCGCCAUAAGCGCUUUCAUGUCAGGAGAGUCUAAUAGAAAAACACAUGGAUAUAUGGAAGAGAGUAUAACAACUUAUCUAAAUACAUGCAGAAUGGUUCAGUAUGCAGUAAGGGCAACACUAUUAUCAGUUCUGUGCCUGGGUGGGUCAGGACUCCCUGGGGAAGCUGCAAAACAGCUCAUUCGUAUGACUUCUGAGGAUAGUGACCUCCGAAGUGCUAUGUUGCUAGAACAGGCGGCUCUAUGUUUCUUAUCAGGGCCAGGGACCAAAGCUAUGUGCAGAAAAUAUGCAUUCCAUAUGGUGUUGGCAGGACAUAGAUUUUCGAAGGCUGGGCAGAAGAAACACGCGUAUAGGUGUUAUAAGCAAGCAUAUCAGGUUUAUCAAAACAGCGGCUGGCGUCUCUCCACCGACCACGUGCAGUUCGCACUGGGCCGGCUGGCGGGCGCGCUGAAGUUAACUGGUGACGCGGUGAGCUGGCUGGCCGCGCCGCUCGCGCCUUCCAGUCACCAGCCGCCGCACCAGCAGGACGCCUUCCUGCGCGAGUACAUCCUCGCACAUCAGCAAUGGAUCGAGAGCUGCGAGGAGUUCCGCUUCCGCCUGCCGCCGCUGCCGCUGCCGCUGCUGGCCCGCGGCGCCACGGCCGUGCUGUGCGUGGGCCCCGCGCCGCUGUCCGCGCCCGGCCGCGCGCCCGCCUCCUCCAUCGCGCUGCACGACGCCGCCGCGCCGGCCGGAGAAGAUGAUCGAUACUGGCACAAACUGGAGGAAAUGCUGCUACAGGUAGCACAAGGCAGUGUACCUAUGAUAUUUAAACCAACGGUCGACCUGUAUGUGGAGGGCACUGAUGCUAAUCCUAUAGUGCCUAAAGGAGAGCCAAUCCAAAUAGCAAUCACUCUGAGAAAUCCUCUGAAGAUAUCGUUAAUCCUAAAAGAUGUGGAAUUGCUGUGGCAAUUUAUUUCUAACCCAGAAUACGAUCAGAACAUAGAUCAUGAAGUGCUAAAUAAUGAGCCAGUAGUGGCCGCCGGGAGUACGCUAGAGAGUAAUGUCAUUGUGGGACAGAAAAUCAAGUCUGUUCUUUUUGAAGGAGACUGCGAGAAAGUUUUGACGUUUACUAUAACUCCUUUAUGCGUUGGACAGAUAAAUAUUCAUGGCUUGGCUUACAAAUUGAUUAAUGCUGGCGAAGGAGGCAAUGAAACUGGUAAUGGUACUAUGAUCUCAGGAAAAGUUGACCUUACUAGUCAAAACAGUGUCGACAAACGUCUUCAAAUCAAAGUUAUUCCAGAAGCACCUUGUUUACAGAUGACUUUCACUGAAAUGUCGCCGGAAGCGAUCAGUAACGAGUUGAGGAUCAUAGAUGUGGAGUUAAGAAAUGUGGGUCCGGUAGACAUGAAGAACGUACACAUUGCGGUGUCGCACCCGGACUGCAUCUCGCUGAUAACCGAGGAUGCAGGCGAUAACUUCAAAGCGCUGUACGACGAAAAGUAUCGGGAACUACCGCCGUUCAAUGACGAGCGAGCAGCGCGCGCGGCGGCGUGGCGAGCGGCGAGCGCGCGGCACGUGUCGAGCGCGGCGGGCGUGGUGGCGCGCGCCGCGUGCCGCCGCCUGCGCCUGCUGCUGCGGCCGCGCGCCGCCGCGCCCGCGCUGCGCCUGCUGGCCUACUACGAGACCGGCGCCGCCGCGCGCCCCUACCGCCUGCUGCGACACGUGUUCCGGCUGCAAGUCGCCGAAGCGGUGGAGGUGUCGGUUACGCCCCGCCGAAGCUUAAAAACGUUCGACGGUGAAGUUCUUGAGAAUUUGUUUUUGGCUGUUGAGUUAAAAAAUAUAUGCAACGAAAAAGAGGAUAAUGUCGUUGUAGAAGUGUUGGAAGCGUCACUACUGAGCAGACAAUGGAAGUUGACGGGCCUCACGAAGGUCGCGGAUAAAGUGAACCCGUUGGCUGUUCAUGAAAGACUUCAUCUCAUUUUCAACGGUCGAAGGAUUUUUGAAAUGCUCCCGGAAGAAAAAGUCGAACACACUUGCCUUAAAGUUGGUUCUACCAAUCUUGACUCCAGUUUUGCGUCGUGCUAUAACUUUAUAACAGAUUUCAAGCCUUCCUACCUUGAUACCACAGAUGGCAGUCAAGAACAACAAAGGCAAGGAUUGAUUCAGUCGAUGUUUGUUAUACGAUGGAAAGCUACUAACAAAUCUAAUGGAAAAUCUACUUUUGGCCAGAAUUGCUUGUGGCUAGAAUGUUUUGCAAAAACAGUGUCUCGGAACAAAGAUCCAAUUUCGAUAGAUUUACCAACCUUGCAGCUCGACGAUGGUGAUAACAAAAAGGACACGAAAGAUCCUAAGCAAAAAGUUCGGAAGGAUAAUGUGAUUUUCCGCUUAGAGCACUGUGAUACUAUUCAACAUGAUUUUAAACACAGAAAAUUGUGUUUAGUGCCAAUAACAAUUAAUAUUGUCAAUUGUUAUGGAGUUCCAGUUACAGUAUUCAUAGAUAUGUCUAAACAACAGAGCAGAGAGGCUCUCGGAGAAUUAGGUUGGGCCGGUGCAUUGAGUAACGCUUUAGAUGCCGAUGAAAAAAAGACGGGAGUAAGCGUUAGUCUAGAGAAAUUCGAGUCUAGGCGUGUGCAAGUACGCGCUCUGUGUGCGGCCCCCGGGACCUACCUCGUAGGAUCCGCUUUCUCCAUUACUACUCUAAGAGCCGAUAAUCAGCAGCCUAUCACCCACAUGUCAAAUAAUACGUCUUUAUUAGUUGUCCAGCAAGUAUGUGUUUGAAUCUAUAUUUUCGUUAACUUCAGUUACAAUGUAGUUUUAAAUAAUUCUGA
Messenger RNA from Ostrinia furnacalis (Asian corn borer), 4357 nucleotides. RefSeq names its product trafficking protein particle complex subunit 8 homolog l(3)76BDm (gene l(3)76BDm). Bases 171 to 4307 code for a protein of 1378 amino acids. NCBI's taxonomy places the organism in Eukaryota, Metazoa, Arthropoda, Insecta, Lepidoptera, Crambidae. The record is from RefSeq and is a predicted model, not a curated record. The transcript is spliced from 19 exons. Gene Ontology annotation, cellular component: TRAPPIII protein complex.